Messenger RNA from Daldinia loculata, 1592 nucleotides. RefSeq lists its product as uncharacterized. Gene Ontology annotation, molecular function: acyltransferase activity, transferring groups other than amino-acyl groups. The record is from RefSeq and is a predicted model, not a curated record. Bases 492 to 1385 code for a protein of 297 amino acids. Lineage: Eukaryota; Fungi; Ascomycota; Sordariomycetes; Xylariales; Hypoxylaceae. The transcript has a single exon.
UGUGUAACCCCCGCUCCUUCAGCUUUGGUUCUCGAUGACUCAACUUAUUGAACCUUGACCUCGACGAUCUCGUUUCAGUUUCGUACACCCCAUUCCCAUUAUUCUGGGCCCCUUCGAAUUCCGUGACUUUCUCAUUAGUCACAGCCUUACUUUUACCCCCUUAGUUUAUCCCUACUUACUUACAUAGGCAUCCUGUCGUGGCCAUCAUCACAGCACAUACACCGUCCAUUUGUCUAUCAACCACAGUUACUAAAGUGAUCAUCUACUUCUUCUACUUGGAGCAAAUAUAGAAGAAAACUAGGUUUUCACCUUCUAUUCUCGGGUUAUCAAACAAACAAAACCAACUUACCCGGAGAACACAAAAAGGAAAACCGCAAAGAAACUAAUAAGAGUGAUCGUCAACCCCGGGCCUAAGCCAAGUCCCCACGGAGCAAACUCCGCCGCCACUAAUCCACCAACCCGAACUGGAAAGAUAAACCCCCAAUCCCAAAAUGGGCACACCAUUCAUCUCGCACCUCGAGCCCACGCGGCUGGACGGGUACGACCGCACGCGGCCUCACGACCAGCAACCGGGACACGUGCCCAAGACGUUCAGCGACGCGAUGGAGGUGCGCGAGGCGGUCUUCGUGCGCGAGCAGGGCGUCCCGCUGGCCAACGAGCACGACCCGGAUGACGCGCGCUCCUGCCACUGGGUCAUGUACGCCAGCGUGAACUUCACCACCGAGCCCGAGGAGCGCGACCCGCACUCCGGCGAAGUCACCAAGCCCCGCAAGUCCGAGACCCGCAGCCUACCUAUCGGAACCCUGCGCAUUGUGCCGUUUCCGCACCCGCCGCACCCCCAGCCGGGUGGAAGGUACGUGAAUAAUGUGCUGCUGCUGGAUGAUGAGAGUGAUGGCGAGAAGAAGGGUGAUGGCACUACUACUUCUUCCGGAACUGCAAGGCCUCGAGCCAGAACCCUGACGUCUGUGGACGAGGAGCGCCAAGCCUCUGCUUUACCUUUUGGUGCAGAUCGGCCUACAACAUAUCACGAUGGAAAGGAGCCGUACGUCAAACUAGGCCGCAUGGCAGUGAUUCCCGAGUUUCGCGGCCACCACAUCGCGGGCCAGUUGUGGCGAGCAGCCAAGAAGUGGCUCGAGGACAACCCGACCUUCUUCAACCCUAGCGUCACGGAACUAGGUAUGGAUCAGCUCAAGGUUGGCGUGGCUGGCGAUAUUCCCAAGUGGAACGGCCUGGUGUGCUGUCACGCCCAGGAGAGUGUGAUUAAACUCUACGAGAGGUGGGGUUUCAAAGUCGACGAGGGCAUGGGUAAAUGGUACGAGGAGGGUAUUCCGCACGUAGGAAUGUUUUUGCGACUGCAUAUCAAGGAGGGAAACCCGAGAGUAUAGUGCUACAAGCAGGCUUAAAGGGAUAUCAGAAUUGCUCGAGCCUUGAUAUUAGGAGUACGAGGGUGGUAGUAUAAGCGCUACUUCAUCGGUUGGCGUUGCGUUGCGUUGCUGUUCUUACAAAGAUACCAAGUCAGUUAUGACUAAUUUCGUUUACGGAUGCCAUUGCAUUUGCGAGAGCUAUAUCAGUAGAGCAAAAUAAAUGCUAUA